UUGAUAGAGUAUGUGGGAGUGUACAUUGGUAUAUAUAGACCAUCCAUCGCCAUCCCAACCCAACCAGAGUCUUCAGUCUUGGCAUAGCUGACUUUAAGAAGCACUUCACGAAGAGAUCUCACCACAGCGAAAACAUCUUGACUUCAUAUUGUGUUGUCAAUGUCGAUGAUGGCAACAAUGAAGUGGACAACUCCUGUGUUGCUGUUGUCCCUUGCACUGUUCAUCAACAAUGGAGGGUGUCAAGGAAUGUCACCAAGGUGCAAGAACCUGCUCGACGUUGUUGCCGUUGUUGACGGGUCCGACAGUAUCAUUGAUGGCGAUUUUCUCAAACUAAAGGAUGUCCUAAUAAAAAUAUCAGAAACUCUCGGUCUGAAAAGUACCGGACCGAUGUUUGGGGUUGUUGUGUAUAGCUCGACUGUUUCUGCAACUGCCCCACUUACCAGUAAUCAAAAAACGCUGAAGUCACAAAUCCUUAGGUUUGUCCACCCAAAGGACGGGACAGCCACCCACCUUGGUAUUCAGAGUAUGACUUCGAUGAUGCGAACACAGGGCCGGGAUGAUGUUCCUCAAGUCGGCAUCGUCAUAACCGACGGGCGAUCUAAGAAGCCUGCAGAAACCCAAACAGCUGCAGCGGCUGCCAGAAACGCAGGUAUCAAAAUGUUUGCUGUCGGGGUCGGACAUUCCAUCAACCAAACAGAACUUCAAGGCAUCGCCUCUGUGCCGGAAAAUGUCUUGGAGCUGAAGAAUUUUGAUGAACUUCUAAACAGCGUUUUAUCCCUUGUUCAGAAAGUCUGCAAAGUUGACGGUAAUUGGUCUGAGUGGAAUGUUACAACCGGGAGUUGUUCCGUUUCUUGUGGAGGGGGAUCAAGAACCAUCACUAGGACCAGGACCUGCACCAACCCACCUCCCAGUAACGGUGGACUGGAUUGUCAAGGCUCGAACACAGAGACGGUUUCAGAGGCAUGCAACGAUGGUGGAUGUCCAGUGAACGGAAACUGGAGUGAAUGGGUGGAAACUUCAACUGCGUGUUCCGUAUCUUGUGGAGGGGGAUCAAGAACCAUCACUAGGACCAGGACCUGCACCAACCCACCUCCCAGUAACGGUGGACUGGAUUGUCAAGGCUCGAACACAGAGACGGUUUCAGAGGCAUGCAACGAUGGUGGAUGUCCAGUGAACGGAAACUGGAGUGAAUGGGUGGAAACUUCAACCCCGUGUUCCGUAUCUUGUGGAGGGGGAUCAAGAACCAUCACUAGGACCAGGACCUGCACCAACCCACCUCCCAGUAACGGUGGACUGGAUUGUCAAGGCUCGAACACAGAGACGGUUUCAGAGGCAUGCAACGAUGGUGGAUGUCCAGUUCCAGGUGACCUGUGUGAUGGCUGUGUUUAUGAUAACGGUAUCGGGUACAUGCCUUACCCCUUGGACUGUUCGAAAUACGUACAGUGUUUGAAGAACACUUAUUACAUCAUGCCUUGUGCCCCUGGAACGCUCUGGGAUCAGAACCUCCUCAGCUGUCAACUUGCAAGUUCUGUUUCAUGCAGUUUCUCAUUUCCAGCGCCUACAACAGUUGGUUCCAUGUGUCGUUGUGACACCGUGGAUGUUUCCGUUCCUGAGACUACAACAACAACAGCAGCAGCAGCAACUACUUCCAAGUGUAGGGAGGUCGCCGGAAACAAGGCUCGUUACGACGAGUUCGUGAGUGGUCACGGUUGGGUGAACAGACCCUGUCCUCCGGGAACCGAGUUCCGUCUUCCGUGUGAUUGUGUACUGGCCAAAGUCACUGUAGCACCUGUGCAGUUUGUGACAAUCACUAGUAUAUUAUGGUAUUGCAUUACAGCUAAUCCGGUGUGCCAACCGGAAGUGUACCUCCCUUGCGACAAUGACCUCGAAGACCACUCCGGAAACCACAUCCACAUACAGAAUGAGGGCGUCAACAUCACCGACGGCGUUGCCGUCUUCACUCGCGACUCCGGCCUCCGAAUUCUGCGUUUCUCCAACGUUGACUUCGGCAGCACCCUUGUAAUAUCCUUCUUACUUCGGAGGGGUGGAGAGAGCAAAAGAGCACAGGCUAUCGUCAGCAACGCAGACUGUGGUCGACAGGGGAGCAUCUACAUCACACAGACAUCGUCGACGGUUCAGUUCACUGUAUUGACCAAAAAUACCCAAAACUGUAACAUCACGCUGCCAUACCAAUUUGUCGCGGGUCCCAGGGGCCGGUCAAUGACUGCCUGCAGUCUGACCGUUGACGGGGGUUACAUGACAGCCACAGUUGGUGCCAAGACGAGAACCAUUUCCUGUCCAGGUGACAUUGCCAGGAGUCAUUGCGCCAUGCAGGUGGGACGGGGGACAGGCUAUGACGACUUUACAGGUGAACUAGACGAGUUCACCGUGUCCAUGUGCCGCCCUGAUGUGCUGACCUAGUUGCGACACUUCGACGACACUUCAACAUCUCGACACUUCAACAUUUCGAACCCAAAGCGCUUUCAACACAAGCUUGCCAGAAAUAGCCUUUAUUACAAGCAUUUUUAUAUAAGUGAAAAUAAAUUAUGAAACAUGAGUGUGUGUGAAACUCCAGGAACCUUUUGUAUUGAGGUUCUACCAUUUACUCGGAUGUGACGAUAUAGUUUACCGUAUAGAUAUAUAAGAUGCUGAUUAUGAUGUAUUUGAUCAAUAAAAUGCUAUGCUACUAA
This is a messenger RNA of Haliotis rubra (blacklip abalone), 2690 nucleotides long. RefSeq names its product protein PIF-like. The transcript has 14 exons. Gene Ontology annotation, molecular function: chitin binding. The record is from RefSeq and is a predicted model, not a curated record. Gene Ontology annotation, cellular component: extracellular region. Bases 160 to 2421 code for a protein of 753 amino acids. NCBI's taxonomy places the organism in Eukaryota, Metazoa, Mollusca, Gastropoda, Lepetellida, Haliotidae.